This is a messenger RNA of Phytophthora sojae, 1710 nucleotides long. RefSeq lists its product as hypothetical. The transcript is spliced from 5 exons. NCBI's taxonomy places the organism in Eukaryota, Oomycota, Peronosporomycetes, Peronosporales, Peronosporaceae. The record is from RefSeq and is a predicted model, not a curated record. Gene Ontology annotation, biological process: protection from non-homologous end joining at telomere; interstrand cross-link repair; double-strand break repair via nonhomologous end joining. Gene Ontology annotation, molecular function: damaged DNA binding; 5'-3' DNA exonuclease activity. The coding region runs from base 1 to 1710 and encodes 569 amino acids.
AUGGACGAGCUCCUCGUGUGCUUCGUGUGCUCGAUGGACAUGGCGCCCUGGAGCGUGGCCGACCGCGAGACGCACCUGAACGCGUGUCUGGACGCGAGCGCGGCCCAGCGCGUCGACUGCCCCACGUGCGGCCAGGAGCUCUCGGAUUGCGACGAGCGCGCGCGCUCGCAGCACGUGAACCGCUGCCUGGACAGGGCGGAGGCGGCGGCUGCAGGCGGCGACGCUCCAAGCAUUGGUGCUGAGGACGACGAUGAUGCUGAUGCGGACGACUACGACAGCGAGAGCGAGUGCGGCUACGUGUGCAAGAUCUGCGGCGCCGACAUGUCGGAGAUCGACCUGAUGCGGCGCAUCCGUCACGUGAAGCAGUGCGGCCAGAAGUUCGGCGUGCGGCCCGGAGACAUGGGGGAGGUGGAGCAGGCGGAUACGAUCGUUGCGAGGCUGGAGAAGAAGACGGAGGAGGAGGACAAGAGCGCGCCGAAUGCGUUCGCCAUCAUGAUGCAGUCGGGGAAAGCGCCGGCGCCGGCUGCUACAAUUGAGCGAUCAAAUGUCUUCGAUGUUCUGAUGCGCGGCUCUAAGACGGAAGCUGUGCUCAACGCUAGGAAGCGGCCGGUGCCGUUCAAAUUCACUCGCAAGGCCGUUCAACGACGGCGUCUGCUUUAUCCCGAGUUCAAGUGCAUCCGAGGCACAAACCCGCCGUUCAUUGUGGAUGGAUUCCAAUACGCUUGCAAGCAAAACUCGAGCAUUUAUUUCCUGACGCACUUCCACUCGGAUCACUAUGGAGGGCUCGACAAGCACUUCGACUGCGGCAUCAUCUACUGCAACGAAAUAACGGCAAAGCUGGUCGUCCAAGAGCUCGGAGUGCUGAGUAAAUACGUCCAUCCAGUGGGGAUGAACACGCCUGUGCUGGUCGGAGACGUGCAAGUGACCUUCAUGGACGCCAACCAUUGCCCUGGCUCAGCGAUCAUCCUCUUCCGCCUGAAGGACGGAAAAACUUAUCUGCACACUGGCGAUUUCCGAUUCCAUAGGAAAAUGUUGGACUACCACGCGCUUCAGCCGCACAUCGCGACCGGAGAUGAAAAGAUUGAUCACAACGGAAAGAUCGUCGGCCUUAGUCGUCUCGAUGGGGUGUAUCUGGAUACCACCUACUGCGACCCGAAGUACACUUUUCCAACCCAGCAAGUUGCGGUCAAUCAUGCUCUCGAGCUCAUGGACAAGCACUUCAAGCAGGAGAAGGUGCUCUACCUCUUUGGGUCGUACACGAUUGGCAAAGAGCGGCUGUUCAUGGAGGUUGCGCGCAAGUUCCAGAAGAAAGUGUGCGUGUCCAAGGCGAAGCUGAAAAUCAUUGAAACGUUCGGUUGGCCCGCCAAAGAUAUGCAGCUUCUGACCACUGAGCCCGGCGCCACCAACCUACACGUCGUUCGGAUGCAGGACCUUCAGAUGGACAACUUAACCGUUCUGCUGGCGAAGCACCGGCUUCGAUUUCGGCGUAUCGUAGCGUUUCGCCCCACUGGAUGGACCUUCAGCAGCAAGAAUCCGCGAUCGAUUUCGACUUGCUGCACGGACCCAUCGGGCAAGAUCCAUGUCUAUGGCAUCCCGUACAGCGAGCACUCGAGUUUCGCCGAGCUCUGCGACUUUGUCCAGGUGGUGAACCCGCACGCCAUUAUCCCGACGGUGCGUCAACUCGUUAUAGCCUUCGAAUCACUCUGCUAA